Molecule: messenger RNA, 1221 nt
Organism: Ziziphus jujuba (common jujube)
Lineage: Eukaryota; Viridiplantae; Streptophyta; Magnoliopsida; Rosales; Rhamnaceae
Product: putative FBD-associated F-box protein At5g22720
Exons: 4
Coding region: 188-1099 (303 amino acids)
Molecular function (GO): protein binding
Source: RefSeq, a predicted model, not a curated record
UUCUCUCCAUGAUCACUCAUUCACUCUCUCUCUCUCUCUCUCUCUCAAUCAUGACCAUCAAUCAGAUUGGCUUCUCUUUCAGUGAAUCAGGUUUCUCUCUCUCUCUCUCUCUCUCUUCUGAGGCGGUUUGGCGAAGGUUGGUUCAGUAGGCCAUUGAUAUUGUGAAUCUUGGCAGGAUUUUAUAACCAUGGCAACAAAAAGAGUAAAGAGAAACUGUGGAGAAAAAGGGGUACAAAAUGAGCCCGACAUCAUGGCCGAAGACCGAAUAUCACAAUUACCUGAUUCUGUCAUAUAUUAUAUUUUCUCAUUCCUUCCUACCAUUCAUCUUGUUAGAAUGAGUCGUGUUUCAAGGCGUUGGAGACGGAUGUGGGUUUCUACUCCCUUUUUAUAUUUUGAUUGUCAUUUCGAUGAUGUUACUUUCACUGAGAAGGUAAAUAGAUCAAGUAUGUUCCUAAAAUUUGUGGGAAACUGUUUGAGAUGUCGAAAGCUGUACAUGCAACCAGAUACAUUCAUAACAAGUUUUAAGCUUCACACGUAUGAUAAACUUGGACACCAUGCUGCUCAAGAAGUAGAUAAUUGGGUGAGGUUUGCCAUUCAAAGCAGAGUGAAGGAGUUAGAUCUUCAAGUGGGAGAGUACUGUAUUCCUCAGUUUGUUUUUACCGCAAAUUCAUUGACGCAACUGAGGUUUCAUGCUUUGGGGUUUGAGGUCGCUUCACUUUCAACCUCAAGUUCAUUAACUCAGCUUAAAUUAAGAGCUUUGAAGCUGGAGUCGAUCAUUUCAAUUGAGGCUCCCAACCUUUUCCAAGCCAAUUUAAGUCUUACAGAUGGUGGCUAUGGAUCAGCUUCAUGUUUUGAUCUUUUACAUUUUCUUGCAAAGCUCCACGGCUUGAAGAAGAUGAAGCUGUCUACUUUCUGGGAAGAGGAUAUAAUUUUUCCAGAAGAUAUAAGAAAUACAUCGUCUCCUCCCUUGCCUAAUUUGAAGCAUCUUGAAGCUUCCUUAUACGAUGAGCACAAGAAAAAUUCAGAACUGCUGGAUUUUUUGGUUUGGUGUGCCCCUUCUGUAGAGACUCUCAAAAUAAAUGGUAAAAUUUUAUUGUAAGUAUUAGGGUCUUUUUAAAAGCUGAUUUUUAUACUUAAAAACUACAUUUGUAAAGGUUGUGCAUUUGUAAAGGUUGUAAUUUUGGAGCUCACUUAAGCAUUGUUUCAUUUUUCUUUGGGUAA